Carassius gibelio (silver crucian carp) is the source of this 2405-nucleotide messenger RNA. RefSeq names its product NLR family CARD domain-containing protein 3-like. The record is from RefSeq and is a predicted model, not a curated record. Lineage: Eukaryota; Metazoa; Chordata; Actinopteri; Cypriniformes; Cyprinidae. The transcript is spliced from 5 exons. Gene Ontology annotation, molecular function: protein binding. Bases 5 to 2176 code for a protein of 723 amino acids.
GAAAAUGAAAUAUGAUGAUUCGGUGAAUCAACCACAAGACAUGCAUGAAAGCGUGUAUCCUGGUGUCAGCCAUGAUGACCUCAACCAAUUAAGAUCCAAUCUGAAGAAAAAGUUUCAGUAUCUUUAUGAAGGAACAACAAAGCAAGGAAACCAAACACUCUUAAAUGAGAUCUACAUAGAGCUCUACAUCACAGAGAGUGAGAGUGGAGAGAUCAGUAAUGAACACGAGGUGAGACAGAUUGAGACACAAUCCAGGACAGCAACAGAGGACACACAGAUCAAAUGCAGUGACAUCUUUAGAGCUUUACCUGGACAAGACAAACCCAUCAGAAGAGUGCUGACAAAAGGAGUCGCUGGCAUUGGAAAAACAGUCUCUGUGCACAAGUUCAUCCUGGACUGGGCUGAAGGACAAGAGAAUCAGGACGUCCAGCUCAUAUUUCCACUUUCUUUCAGAGAACUCAAUCUGAUGAAGGACAGAACACUCAGUCUUUCAGAUCUUCUUCAUCAUUUUUUCCCAGAAACAAAAGAAAUGGAAAUAUCUAAUGACAAAUAUAAAGUGUUGUUCAUCUUUGAUGGUCUGGACGAGUGUCGUCUGUCUCUGUAUUUUCAGAGCGAUGUGAGGUUGUGUGAUGUAAGUGAAUCAGCAUCAGUGGACGUGCUGCUGAAGAACCUCAUUGUGGGGAAUCUGCUUCCCUCUGCUCUCAUCUGGAUCACCUCCAGACCAGCAGCAGCUGAUCUCAUCCCCUCUGAGUGUGUCCAUCGAGUGACAGAGGUACGAGGCUUCAGUGAGCCACAGAAGGAGGAAUACUUCAGGAAGAGAAUCAGUGAUCAGAGUCUGGCCGAUAGGAUCAUCUCACACCUGAAGUCAUCAAGGAGUCUCUUCAUCAUGUGUCACAUCCCAGUCUUCUGCUGGAUUUCAUCCACUGUUCUGGAGAAGAUGUUGAGUCAAGCAGAGAGUGGAGAGAUUCCCAAGACUCUCACUCAGAUGUACACACACUUCCUGAUGGCACAGAUUAACAUCAAAGACAUGAAGUACAACAAGAAGAAGGACACAGACAAAGAGAUGAUAUUCAAAUUAGGAAAACUUGCAUAUGAGCAACUGAAAAAAGGCAGUGUGAUCUUCUAUGAGGAAGACCUGAGAGAGUGUGGCAUUGAUGUGACAGAAGCAUCAGUGUACUCAGGAUUGUGCACUCAGAUCUUCAGAGAGGAGUUUGGCUUGAAUCAAGUGAAGGUCUUCUGCUUUGUUCAUCUGAGCGUUCAGGAACAUCUAGCAGCUCUAUAUGUGCACCUCUCCUGUACAAACAACAACAUAAAUGUGUUUGAUGACAUCACCAGUAUGUCAAAGAUUUCAUUAUCUGACCUGCAUAAUAAAGCUGUAAAUAAGGCUCUACAGAGUAAGAAUGGACAUCUGGAUCUUCUCCUGCGGUUUCUUCUGGGUCUGUCAGUGAAGUCUAAUCAGGGUCUUUUACAAGGACUAAUGAAACAGACAAGAGGGAGCUCUGAGAGCAACGAGGAAACAGUUGAGUACAUCAAGAAGAAGAUCAGCAGCGGUUGCUCUCCAAAAAUAUCCAUCAAUCUGUUCCACUGUCUGAAUGAGCUUGGUGAUCAUUCAAUAGUGGAGGAAAUACAACAAUAUCUGAACUCUGGAACAUUAGCUGAAGCCAAACUCACCUCUGUGCAGUGGUCAGCUGUAGUGUUUGUCUUGUUGACAGAGCAAACGAGCGAUGUGUUUGAGCUGAAUAAAUUUAUUGGAAGAGAAAAUGCAUCUGAUAAAGACGUUUGGAAGCUGCUUCCUGUGAUUAAAGAAUCCAGAUCAGCACAUUUGGGUGGCUGUAAUAUCACAGCUAAAGGUUGUGCUGCUCUGGCUUCAGUUCCGAGAUCAAACCCCUCAAACCUGAGAGAACUGGAUCUGUCUGGGAAUAAAAUACUAGAUUUGGGCAUGAAGCAUCUAUCUGAUGGACUUAAGGAUUCUCACUGUAAAUUGGAGAGACUAAAGUUGAGAGAUUGUGGGGUCACAGGUCAAGGUUGUGCUGCUCUGGCUUCAGCUCUGCGAUCAAACCCUAAACACCUGAAAGAAAUAUAUCUGUCUGGGAAUAAACUAAGAGAUUCAGAAGUGAAGUUACUUUCUGAUCUAAAAGAUGAUCCAAAUUAUAAACUGUCAGAACUGUACUAUUGACUGAGUAUAUAGACAUCAAUCCUGUUUCCUCAGGAUCAGCUGAUGUUGAACAAGAACCUGAUACAGAGACGUCACAAUCAGCAGAGACUGAAAUAAUUAUCAAUCUAGCACCUGUGUAUUUUACUUUAUAUUUCUCAUGGAUUGAUGUAAGACCAUUACAUUACCAGCCGGCUGGUUUUGAAAUAGCGUACUAUUCUUUCUAUUUCUGCUAAAUUAAGACAAAUAUGGC